This is a messenger RNA of Carassius auratus (goldfish), 3951 nucleotides long. RefSeq names its product rab11 family-interacting protein 3-like. The coding region runs from base 1361 to 3658 and encodes 765 amino acids. Gene Ontology annotation, molecular function: calcium ion binding. Gene Ontology annotation, biological process: endocytic recycling; regulation of cytokinesis. The record is from RefSeq and is a predicted model, not a curated record. Gene Ontology annotation, cellular component: endocytic vesicle; cleavage furrow; recycling endosome membrane. Lineage: Eukaryota; Metazoa; Chordata; Actinopteri; Cypriniformes; Cyprinidae. The transcript has 2 exons.
GCGUGUUGCUGACGUGUGUGUGUGUGUGUGUGUGUGUGUGUGAGAGAGAGAGAGAGCGAGAGAGAUAGAGUUUGAGUGAGACAGCAGGGGUUGAGUAUUGCUGCUGAUGAGAGAGAGAGAGAGAUAGCUAAACACAAUCCGUCGACUAAAAAAACAGGACCUCUCAUUUAACCUUUGGAUAUCUGGUUAACGGAUAAAUCGCCGCAGAGGGAUUAAAAUAAAAGGAUUCGCGCUUUAUGGUGCGAUUAUCGAUGGUCUCGAGCUGAUUUGAUCCCGCUAACAGGCUAAUAACAAGCGCAGGUGGAUGACUCGCGAGACUCGACCUGGAUGUUGUCCUGUUUUCGAGAAAGAUGACUGGGGAAUCAAACCGAAUUAAGGAUUUAAAUCAUCUCUGACGGGAAUCAGAAACACAUCACGGGUCUUCUUUAUUUCGAAAUGGAAAAUCAAGCGGGGGUCGUGUGGGCCAGCUAACGUUAGUCGGCUAUUUGGUUUACCUCAGAUGUGGAGGAUGCUGAUGCUAACCGCACUAGAACAGUCUAUCAUUUAAGGGGUUUCGUUUUUGUUUUUAGUCUUAUAACAAACUGACAGCUGUUUAGAACAUAGUCUGUUGUGAUUAACAAAUAAAAUAAGUAAAGCUUUAUUCAAUCAGACUGCGUGACAAUCAGAGUGUAAUAAUUGAAUACACUGCCUCGUGUUUAUAUAUCAUAACCAGACUUUAAAAAUUACUAUUUAAACCAGGGAAGUGUCAAGCCUGUUAUAAGUGUGCACUUAUAAUGAUUUGCUAAUGUGGUAGGCACAGUUUUUUAACAGUAGGAAGUUAGGGGUUAUGAAUUAACUCAAAUGGAAUUUGGAUAUAGAGUCUGAUGUUUGCACUGAUGUAGCUUUCUAUUUUAUGUAAUCUCUUAUACAUGUAUAGUUUCUAAAAUUGUAUUUUUAUGAGUAGCAAUCUUAAGCAGUGAAGUAAUCUUAUUAUGUGUUGAUUAGGAUGUGGACCAGGAUGUGGAUCAGCAUGUUUUGAGAAGUCUUAUGUUAAAUGGAUUAGACUUGACUUUGAAUGGGGAACAGGGCCAACAAUUUUUUUUUUUUUGGAGAGAUUUGCAUAUCGGAAAAAAAAAUAUGAGCUGUAUUACAGCAGUGAAACAUUAUCCCCGUGUCUACAAAAGUAAACAGUAGUUGAUCAUUUACAGGGAGGUGGACGCUUACCCAUGGGUCUCGACAAGGAUAUUUAUUUUGGUGCGUAUUCUGGAAGAGUCCACCAACUGCUUUUGAAUUCCGAACGUUAUUACUUUGUGGGAUCAUAACAAAGGAUUCGAAUUUCUGGGAUAUUUCCAUUUGUCAGAGGAGAGCAUUCUUCUAUUCAAUGGAGCAAGUUCUCUCCAGCCCUAAAGGGUGUUCUGAGUGGGAGGUGAGCGGGAAAGCUGAGUGGGAAUCCGAGCAGAAUCCCCUCGGAUUUCUCCUUAUGGAUAAAGACGACAUUUCUGUUGGUGAUUCUACUAAUGAAAUAUUUCAGGAAAAUGCCAUAAACCUUGAUGACCUGUUUUGGUCCUCUCAGUAUUCCGGGCAGACGUAUUCCUGGGAAAAUGGUUUGGAAUGUGUCUAUCCCGAAUGGACGACUCUGCCUCAUCCUUCCCAAGGUCUCAAAGGAGAGGGUUCGCCUGGAGGUUCUGAAAUUGUUGAUGGAGAUCUCAUCUCUUUUAAUUCUAGAUCUACUAGUCCUACACUCUCGAACAUACCCGUGGAGAACCAAAACAACUUUUCUGACCUUUCUGAACAGGUGCCUGAUUUCCUGCAACCUGUGGAGGUUACUGCCACUUCAAACUCUCUAGAUGUGUACACAGGUGAGAUGGGUAUUAUUGACCCCACAAUUCAGUCUGACAAAACAAUACUACAAGAAACUCACCUCUUUGACAAAACAAUUUUAACAAACUGUGAAUUCAGCCAUAAUUCCUUAGAGGAAAGAACAUUUGUGAACAUGGACAGUCAGUGCUUGCUUCCGCACGGGACGCAUCUCACUCUGGAAUCUGAAGGUUUGUUGCCCGUUUCUCCUGUGGCAUUGUCAUGUACAGAUACAAACUCAAAUCCCAAACCUUCAAUUAUUUGUCAGACACCUUUAUCUACACCAGAACACAUCUACCUCCCAUCCUCAACCCUUUCCUGUGAGGCCAUCCCUCUGACGACCUGUACAGAACCAACUGUCAUGUCAUUUCACGAGGGUAGCACUCUCCUUUCACUGAAUGAGAUGGAGAUGUUGUUACCUGGGCUGCUGGUUGGAGGUCUGUACUCUGAACAGGAGAGUAGUAAGCUCUCGGGUAGUAACGAGACCCAUGACGAUGAUCUUCAGAGCCAAGACACAACAGACGCUAACAUAGAAACAACACAACUAUCUUCUGAAGCGGAUACUGUAUGUAGUACUCCAUUAGGUGAGUCUUGCAAAUCACCUGAACAUUGUGAAGAAGUGUUGUGUGAUUUAUCCACAGAAUGGACACCAACGGUUGGAGAAAAGAUAGAGGAGGAGGUUGUGUCUAAUGCUAUAACUGAAAAUGUUUUUUCUGAAGCAAAAACAGAACUCACACCAAUUGCUUUUGGUGAUAUACAAGCAGAAGAUCCUUCACCUGAAAGCCUGCUUUACAAAGAUAAACAUAAAGAGUCUACAUCAGCCUUGUCAGUCGACACAUUUGAAAAUAAUGCAUUAAUUGACCUCUCGACUGAACAUGACAUCUUAUCUGAGGAUCACAGCCAGCCCAAACAUUCAGCUGAGGCUGAAGCCUUAUCUGAGGUGUCUCAUGACGGAGAUAUUCCUGAUUCCAUGUUUGAGAUCUUAACAGACAGCAUCUCUUGCGAAUCUGUGCCAUCUUUAGACUCUGUAAUUCCACCUGUGACCGAUGCAACGGAGCUAACAGAACUGGACAAAUGUGAUGGAAACUUACCUGAUCUUGAAUCGAAUGCACUCACCCUUGAAUUUCAGAAUAAUGUAAGAAAUGUAGAAACAGACAAUGUAAAGGGUGACCCUGACCCUGCCGAUUCCACUCCCUUCACCUGUGCAGGUGAUCAGCUGACCGUGACGGGUGGACUUGUGGGGCCGGAUCUUACAGAGACCACAGAGACUCCCAGCCAAUUGCGUGAAGCUACUGGUGAGGGAGAGGCGGAGUUUCCUUCUCAGCUUACACAUCAGGAGGAUUUCCAUCAGCUGACACUAUCACAGAUAGACCUGGCACAAGAGCAACAAGUGAGCUCAGUCGCCCCCAGCUCUCCUCCCUCACACAGAAAUGUCUUUCCCUGUGGAGCCAGCCUGGAUAGGGAGGCCUACCUGACCUUGAUGGAGAAUAAACCUGAUGCACCCAACAUUCCCAAACAUGCAGAAAUGACUCUGGAUCUGUGCAAGGCCUCAGAUGCUCUGCCGACCAAAUCGCUCCAUGACCAGAGAGUCCCCGUGGAUUUGAUAAACGUGCCUAUAGUUUCCGCAACAGCCCAUAAAAGCGAGGAGCAGUUAGCUCUUCGAGCGGUUUUCCAGGCUUUGGAUCAGGACGGGGAUGGAUUUGUCCAUAUCGAGGAGUUCAUCGAGUUUGCAAAAGCAUAUGGAGCCGAACAGGUCAGUUUUUGGCUUUCCUUGUCUAUUUGUGUGAGUUUGUGGUGGCUUAGUUUUGGGUGGUGGGGGUAAAUGUUAUAAAAAUGCUUUAUGAUUACAGGACAGUGUGUGUCUUCAUUUGGUUCCCAAAGCUCAAAGUGAAACUUGAUCAUGGUGACACCCAAGAACUGCUCUUUUAUUAUUCAAACCCUCAAAGACUCAGAAUACCACUCUUGUCCUCUCACUCUUGUCUUUCAUGGCGUCUUUCCUUUUUAACUAUCAUUUGCUUUGCAUCAGUUUUAUCAAACUAUGCAAGUAGUAUUUAAUUACAUGGUAACUUGUCAUAAUUUCUGUAUCUUAACUUGAACAUCAACAGUUUAAAGGAA